Molecule: messenger RNA, 716 nt
Organism: Quercus robur (English oak)
Lineage: Eukaryota; Viridiplantae; Streptophyta; Magnoliopsida; Fagales; Fagaceae
Product: FCS-Like Zinc finger 17-like
Exons: 4
Coding region: 38-457 (139 amino acids)
Source: RefSeq, a predicted model, not a curated record
CUCUCUCUCUCUCUCUCCAAUCUGCAUAACAAAAAAAAUGCUUCUAAAGUUCAAGAGUCCCUUCAAAAUGGAAGAUGAGGUUAAUAAGCAUAGUAAACAACAUAAUAAAUCCAGCUAUGCAGGCCAUACAAUCUCAAACAACCACACUUCAUUAGCUGUUGGGUUACAAAUCCUUACACAGAUUUCACAUGGUGAAUCCAAUAUCCUUGUCAAAUCCAUAUUGAAAUUAACCCAGGGUGACCAAGACUUCUGUAGUAUAGAAUGCCGGAACAGACAAAUUGUAUUGGAUGAAAUGAGAGAAUUAGAAACUUCUACGAAGAACAUGGUGGCAUCUUAUAGACAUUCACAUCGUUGCAAUAGUGACAGACGUGAGACUCAAAUCCUCCUAGAGGAAAUACGUCAGAGACAUGAGCCUAGGCCAAUCCGAUAUCAAAUAAAUUGGGCGAUAGUCUCAUAGCUAGAAUCAUAUAUUGUGCAUUUGCAAGUGAAGAUGAUGUAAAGUGGGAAGGGGAAAGUGAGAGUUGGAAUUUCUUGUUAUAUAUCGUAAGCAGAUGAAAUUUCUGCUGUAGUACUAUUUUUUCCAUAUUCAAGAGUAUAAUAAAACAAGCUGACAAGGAUGAUUUGAAGUAGAGCUUUUUCUCAACCAGAGAAAGAAGUGCUCAAUUUCUUUUCAAUCCCUUUCAAUUGUAAGAUAAAUAUCACUUAUCCUUGUUAUA